Messenger RNA from Symphalangus syndactylus (siamang), 1078 nucleotides. RefSeq names its product tetratricopeptide repeat domain 9C (gene TTC9C). The record is from RefSeq and is a predicted model, not a curated record. NCBI's taxonomy places the organism in Eukaryota, Metazoa, Chordata, Mammalia, Primates, Hylobatidae. Gene Ontology annotation, molecular function: protein binding.
UUACCGCGCAGCCGCAGCGGAGUCCAAGACGGGCAAGGCUGGCUGCGGCUCAAGUGCCUCGUAGCACGGAAACGUGUGCGCGCCGGUCUUUCUGUACUUCCAGCUGGGGGGUUAUGCGCAGCCGCCCGGAGUGCCCCGAUGCCAUGCCCUUCCCACCACCCUUACUUCCGUCUGACUUCCAAUUGCUGUGGCGUCUUUGGGGUUGCUAGCCUCUUUUCCUUACUGUCUGUGCUUGCAGCAGUAACGACAAAAAAAGUCAGAAGAGAAUGCGUUGCAACAUUUCCGCAAGAACCGUGGGCGACAGUUAUGGAGAAGCGUCUGCAUGAGGCUCAGCUGUACAAGGAGGAAGGGAACCAGCGCUACCGGGAAGGGAAGUACCGAGAUGCUGUGAGUAGGUACCAUCGAGCUCUGCUUCAGCUGCGGGGUCUGGAUCCGAGUCUGCCCUCUCCGUUACCUAAUCUCGGACCUCAGGGCCCGGCCCUCACGCCUGAACAAGAAAACAUACUGCAUACCACCCAGACAGACUGCUAUAACAAUCUAGCUGCCUGUCUCCUUCAGAUGGAGCCCGUGAACUACGAACGAGUGAGAGAAUAUAGUCAGAAAGUCCUGGAACGACAACCUGAUAAUGCCAAGGCCUUGUAUCGGGCCGGAGUGGCCUUUUUCCAUCUGCAGGACUAUGACCAGGCCCGCCACUACCUCCUGGCUGCCGUGAAUAGGCAGCCUAAAGAUGCCAACAUCCGGCGGUACCUCCAGCUGACACAGUCAGAACUCAGCAGCUACCAUAGAAAAGAGAAGCAGCUCUACCUGGGCAUGUUUGAUUAACAAAGAAGAAAGAUGCUCCUCCAGUUGAACUUAGGUGGACUAUUAAACAUGCAUGAAGGAGAAACCUGAGCCUCAGCAAGAGAAAUUAACCCUAUACCUCUGACCCAGGUGGAUUUUUGUUUCUAGUUCUGCACAAACUUCACUACUUAGACAGUCUGAGUCUUUUUCUGUCUAUCCAUCUGUUUAUUUCUAUACCUUUCAAUACAUGUUAUUGUUGCAGAUAUUUGGCUUGAGAAAUAUAAUCAAAAGACAUUCA